Guyanagaster necrorhizus is the source of this 483-nucleotide messenger RNA. RefSeq lists its product as uncharacterized. The coding region runs from base 67 to 429 and encodes 120 amino acids. Gene Ontology annotation, biological process: mitochondrial respiratory chain complex IV assembly. Lineage: Eukaryota; Fungi; Basidiomycota; Agaricomycetes; Agaricales; Physalacriaceae. The record is from RefSeq and is a predicted model, not a curated record. The transcript has 3 exons. Gene Ontology annotation, cellular component: mitochondrial inner membrane.
CACAUUCUCUCUACGUUCUCGUCGGCCGACGAUUCCGCGCAUACCUUUGACAACGACGACGACCACAUGCCGGUCUUCGAAUCGAAGCCACUGAGUCAGCCCAAAUGGCAGGCCGUCGCCAACAAGACAUUUUCUAAGAAUCCUCUCAUCUUUGGCAUUCCCUUCGUUAUAAUCAUGGUCGGGGCCUCUUUUGCAAUAACCCCCUUUACGCAAAUACGAUACGACCUACAUGACCAGAAAGUCAAGGCGGUUUCGAAGGAACAAGAGCUGGGAUUGUCGAAGAACAGGAAAAAGUUUGAUAUUCGGGAGGAGUACUAUCGUCUGAAUGCAGAGGUCGAGGAUGACUGGGAACAAAAGAGAGUACCGCGGCCGAAGGGUCUCCCAGAGUGGGGCGUACCACCCCCCGAACCGCCGGACAAGAAAUCAUGAUUACUACCUUUGGACCACUCACCAUCUGUAUUUUUUUUUUUACGAAAAUUCAUC